AGAGAGAGAGACUCAUGGCGUCGUCCGUAUCGGCGGGAUGUCCGACUGUCGUGUGUGUGUGUAUGUGUGAGUGAGGGAGGCCGUACGCGGCGGGAAACGUCCCUCUCUCGUAGUACUACGCGGAACGCGAAUGAUACGUUACCGUCUUUCUCGUUUCUCCCGGACGUCGUUGGCCGUUUGCACGCGCGUGACGUAUAAUAGCGUGAACACGAUUGUGCUUGGGGGAGAGGGAGAGAAUUACGCGAAGUGCUCGGACGAAAGGCAUUCUGUUGUCACCGACAACGAGACUGUAGCGGGACGAUCGGUUUGUUUUGUUUAUUAGUCACAUUUGAAUCAACAAUAUUAUAUAAUCCAAUGCGAAGUCUCUCGGAGCGUAAGUGUCGUCUUACAGUUUUCGUCGAAACUUAAUCUUAGAUCCUGAAUCGAUUCGCGUAUCGAAGAUCGAAAGGGCGAAAUCGUUUAAGGAUCGCGAGAUGCUCGCGGGCGAGCCGAUGCCUCUCGAUAAACGAUGCGGAUGACACAGAAGAAAAAAGAGAAACUGAUAACAUCGCGCCGCAUUUAAUACGGUAAGAACGGUUUGGUGAAAACUCGUUCCGUCGAAGUGUGUGCGUCGAAAGCGGGGGUGGAAUUACUGUGCGCGAAACGCGAAUUAACGACGAGGCGAGUAUUUAUCAUCGACAUUUGGCGCAACAUGGAUUACCAGCGGCUCCUGUCCAACAACAAUAACAAUUAUCCCACGCAUCACAAUUGGUUCCCGAAGAUGUGCUCCUGCAUCGACGGCUCCACGCUGCCGAACAAUCGGGCAGUCGGUCGGUCUACAAGUUACGAAAGGCUCGGCUCCAAUCUCACAAUCUUCGAACUCAGUAGCAGCCCGAUGCGUAGGAGUCGGAGAGGUAACCAGGAUUUGAUCGACAGUGAGAGACAGGAAGAAUUGCGAUUCUACAACAACGAUCAUUCAUUUACCACUGUGGUUGUGGAGAAGGAUCUGCGAACAAUCGAUCUAUGCGAGUUGCUCAAAGUCAAGAGGAACGUAAUCGGCGCUGCCUGGUCGAUAAUCGAGAUCUGGCCGAAAUUGGGAAUCGAGCGUACAUUAGAAGACAAUGAGGACAUUCUUGCUGUUCAUAGAGAACUGGAAAUGUUCGCCUCGCGCUAUGAGAGGAGGUUUUACUUCAGUGAAGACUUCCUCAAGUACGAACCAUUCGUCGAUCCUAAGCAAUUCUUUCCUGCCGACAUGGUCGCGUUUCCCAGCGGAGAGGACAGGAGUACAUUUAUUGAUGCUGAGAACGCGUUAAAGAAUUAUCUGUUACGGGAGGAUGGUGACUGCCCGCAGGUAUUCAGUAUGGUGUGGAUGCGGCACGUGAAUUCAAACGGUUGGAGGAAAAUGUAUAUGUUGCUUCAAGGCCGGAAACUGUACACGACGAAAAAGACCAUCGCGACGCUACCGAAACGGCCUCUGGACAGCGAACAUCUAAUCACGCUCGCGCACUUGUCGGACUACAACAUCUACAGAAUACCGAACGCCAAGCGAGUUUUCGGCGCACCCUUCGAGUGGGGCGUCUGCCUGAGGCCGAACAGCAACGCCGAGGCCGAGGACACGGAGGCUGGGGAGCCCGGGAUCAAGGUCAUUGCUUUCGAAAACGAAAAAUCGCGCGCCUGCUGGCUCACAGCCAUGAGACUCGCUAAGUACGGCAAACAGCUCCGUGAGAAUUACCGAGCCUUCAAGAACAAGCAGUGCGAGCAGAACGGCAGCGGCAGCCCCAAAGAACAGUACAGCAGCUACAAUGUGUCCAACGAAUCGAUACGAUCCCGCGUGGCGAUGGAUUUUACCGGUAGUGUGGGCAGGAUAGUCGAGGAUCCCAAGGAAGCUAAGGACAUAGCCGAGAACGAGGGUAUGAUUUGGCGACGGAGAUGGCGACCAUUCUCCCGUACGCCACCGGGUUGCGCUAUGAUGAGGCUGCACGGUCUCGACGGUGGCAUACACGUUCUUCAACCUUGGUUUCACGGCGGUCUCAAGAGGGAUGUCGCGGCGGCCAUCAUAAGGGAUCACGGUAGUGUCGAUGGCGUGUUUCUGGUCAGAGAGAGCAAAAGCAACCCGGGAGCCUUCGUUCUGACCUACAAGUACAACGACAAGGUCUUUCACGCGCAAAUUCAACCCAUUUUUGACGAACGUCGCAACUGCUGGUUAUACACUCUCGACAAGGGGGCGACCAAGUUCUACGACUUGCUACAGCUGGUCGAGUUUUAUCAGCUGAACGCGGGCUCGCUGCCCACCCGGUUGACCCACUACGUGCAGAACGGGGUGAAGCCGCCGCUGCACAAGCCGGAGGACGGCGGUGCCUCGCCAUCACCGCCUGAGGGCAGCAGCCAGCGAGUCAACAGCAUCGACAAGGUCGCCGAGCCGUGCGGCAAACCGAACAGCAUAUGAGUAUAGGACAGCCAGCGACCCGUCAGUGUUAUUGACGGCGAUCGUCUGCCGACCGUUUGCGUCACCACCAACGGACCCCUCGUCCCCAUCACCGACAACAUCGUGAUGGUGCAUCGUAGCAGUAACAACAACAACAAGCACCUGGGGAACGAUAACAAUGGUAGUGAUGACGACAACGGAAACCGCGACGACGUCCGCGCGACACGGUCGGGUUGCUGGAGCCUAUGUCUUUGCAGUUAUAACAAAUGGGAUUUGUAGCGCGAUCGGAAUAGUAGCAGGACGAUAUUCGAGCUCGCAUGAAAAAGGAAGACGGUUGUCUUGUUGCGAAGACAAACAGGAGUGAGAUAAAAGAAGAGAGAGGCUGUGCGGCUUGAGCAUCAUCCUCUGAUCGCGAUUUGUUUUAAUAAGCAGCGCAGCGUGUGUGUGUGUAACGUCACUGGGUCGGCUGACCCCGUGCAAAAGAAUGACCAAUUUUUGGGCGCGAGAUAAUAAACAAAGGAGAUAUGAUCGCCGCGAGAAAAAAAAGCGUAGGAUCGCUGUGGUACGAGAAGUUUUAUUUUUACUUUGAUUUUUCACGUUCAUUCUGUUGUUCUACUCACACGGAUAAUGUCCAGAGUAGCGGCGCGGCGCGAUAUCCGCCGACAGCGAUCCUCGCACGGUAACGAAAAAACCUCUUCGAUGUUUUUAAUCGUACAUUACUGUGUUAGUCGUCGUGUAAUAAAGGAUCCAUCUUGUCGUCUAGACUUCUCCAAAGACCCUUUUCCCUUUUCGUUAUCUUUUCACUUAAGAUUUUCAGCGAUAAGCGCGUCUAGACGAUCAAAGAAGCAUCACGUAUUCGUUUUUCCCAUUUUUUUUUUCCUUUCCAUUUACUACAUGUCCACGUUUGCACAAACAUGGCGCGUAUGACUAGAUUACUAAUCGCGCGCGACGACAUUGUCAUUCGCAAAGUUAUUCAGUAUGAAGAAGGGAAAGGCGCGCGAUCGCGCGCACGUGUAUGUAUGCAUAAUGAUGCGUGAUGUGAAUUAUUUGGAUGCGAGAGAAAGAAAGUGGCUAGGUAAGUGUUGUCAUGGAGUACGAUAUAGUUGGUACUAUAUCAUAAUGAAUUAGCAAUAUAAGAGGAAUACAAAGUUUGAUCUUUCCACGUAUGCAUGUCACGAGCGCGCGUGUGUGUGUGCAUGAGACAGAGAGAGAGAGAGAGAGAGAGAGAGAGAGAGAGAGAGAAAGAGAAAGAUGCAAUAGAAGUGACACGUGAUCUUCUCAUCUUCCAUUCUUUUCUUUUUUUUUUAUAUUUUCUUUGGCGCGCAUCGUGCGUAUCGAGCGUCUCUUCUGUUUUUUUCGUUUACCCGAAGAGAAUGCGCGACAGAGUCAAUCGUGCGACUGGCUACCACACGACUUUGUCGCCUAACGACGACGACGACGACGACGAGUUUAAACGGCGAAAGAGAAGAAUCGGCCAAAAUAAGGGAGAGAAAAGAGGUGUGAAGCGUCCGCGUAUUCCGUUCAUUAGCUGUAAGGUUGUGUCAGACAAGAUUACUUGGAAACAAUAGUGUUGAGAUUCAUGGUUCCCGAGUCCAAGGUGUUCAAAAUUAAACGAGACAAGAGGGAAGACAUAAGUUUUUUCGUAGAGGUGUCUUGCGUCUUGUUUGCAAAAUUUUUAUUACAAUUUGCGAUAAACCGAAACGCGACGCGAAUUCUCCCCGCGAUACGAAGUAGGGGAGAAGCAGCAUACAUAUAUAACAUUAAUGAAUCUAAGAAAUACAAUACAAUUAGUGUAAGGAUCCUCAACGUUGAGGGCCGAGGACACGCUCGCAGAUUCUUGUGGUAUUGCAACGCGCGCCAAAAGAUAUGGAAGCGUGUCCCUUGGCAGAUAUGAUCUCAUAUUUUACAGAUGUUUCAGUUGCGUGAGGCAUUUGUUGGUAUGUAAUAUGAAUUCGGGAAGGUUCAAUUAAUUAUUACAUAAAACUGUACUAAGAAAGCGUAACAUUUUGAAAUAAGAGAACAAGAGAGAAUGAAUGAGAUAGAGUGUGAAAAAAAACGACAUGUAUAUGUACAAUGUGUAUGAAGAGAAAAAUGAAAAAGAAGUUGUGCGAAGACGAGAUUGGUCACGCGAUAAAAUACAAGAGAGAGAAAGAGAGAGGUAUAUUUAAAUACAAAAAAAUACAUACAUAUGUAUAUGCAUGUUCUAAAUUAUGCAAUUUAAUUUUGUAUUCGGGAUAUAUAUAUAUAUAUAUAUAUAUAUAUUACUAUCGAUCGCGGAAAAAAUCGAUGGUGCGAAGUUCGUGGGUGUAGCGUCACCGGAUGCGAACGUUGUCGUGCAUUCUAGAGAUUUAUAAUACAAAAGUUUUUAACGUAAUGUUUUUUCGAAUAAUAAUAUGUGUAAGUCAUAUAAGAUAUAAAAAAAAAAGCGAAUCGGUAGAAGCUGUGGAGUGUGCAGGGUAUGGACGCGAUAGAAAUUAUUUACGCAAUGUAUUACGAUUCGUCACGAAAGGAACAGUACCAAGCCCUUGCCCCUUAUAUUCGUACCUACUUUUUAAUAAUAUAUUUUUUCAUCGAUUACGUAUUUAUUUGAAAAGUCGAACGUAGCGCCUACGCGUCGUCUCUUCAAGUGGUACUUUUUGAGUAAUUCGAAGAAGUGCAGAUCUUAUACAGAUAUGUAACACACUACAAUUAACACAUACAUACACACACACACAAGAAACACUGACACAAAUCGCAUUAAAUUUUAGAAUAGUAGCGCUUUAUAGAACUAAAUAUUAGGAUAACAAAUUCUUCGUGAAUGGGUAUGAAAAAAAAGGAAAAAAAGAAAAAAAAAACAAUCUUCUGUAGAACGGUGGUCCGCCAAACGCGGCGUUCAUCCCCGAGCCGUUCGCGUGAAGUUCCUCCAUCCUCCACGAAAUUCAAGUUAAAGUCGAAUUAACGAAAUUACCUCUUGGAAUACGCUUAUCGCGCGAGAAAAGAAAUUGUCCUUUCGGCCUUUCGUGUAAAUAUGUCUAUUUAGGCCAAAAUCCCGCCACUCCCUAUCCCGAUCAUCCCGUCUAUCCGCGGCCCGUCGACAAUUUGAAAAUCAACUUUGAUAGCGGUUAAUCAAUCUUGAUUCUUCAAGUCGACACCGCGCGAAAACAUCCUCCAUCUUUCCUCUCACGAGAACCGAACGGAAAACGAGACAAACGCCGAGUUGCUCGUGGCCACCAGCGUAAAAGAAGCUAUAAAUAUUAUUAUGAUGAUUAAUUAACUACAUAAAUUAUAAUAAAAUAUAUUUUGUAUUAAUGUAGUCACGAAUUAAUACGGCAAACGCAGUGGUCUGUCAAGACUGAACCUAAAUAAGAGAACGCAAAUUAGUCCUGUGCGAAUUUCAUCGACGUCUGUUAAGAACAAUAAAAUGAUCAGGUAACGGAACGUUUA
Messenger RNA from Cataglyphis hispanica, 5827 nucleotides. RefSeq names its product growth factor receptor-bound protein 14-like. The record is from RefSeq and is a predicted model, not a curated record. Gene Ontology annotation, biological process: signal transduction. The transcript has 13 exons. Bases 692 to 2425 code for a protein of 577 amino acids. NCBI's taxonomy places the organism in Eukaryota, Metazoa, Arthropoda, Insecta, Hymenoptera, Formicidae.